This is a messenger RNA of Angiostrongylus costaricensis, 1200 nucleotides long. NCBI's taxonomy places the organism in Eukaryota, Metazoa, Nematoda, Chromadorea, Rhabditida, Metastrongylidae. The record is from the annotation of a GenBank genome assembly.
AUGGUGCAAACGGCGAAAAUUCACGUCGAAGUGCUCUCACUCUCACCGACAACUCACCGAGGCAGCACUAGCACCGGAACAACGACGUCAUCCGCCGUGGUUUUCCAGGAAACUACUCCUACUGACGUAUUCCAGAGAAGUACUUCAUCAUUCACGACAACUACAACGCAUGAAACUACCAAGGGCAUCGAGAUGAUUAACACAAUCGCUUCUGCGGUGUCGACAGAAAACAGCGUAGCUCACCAAACGGCUUUUUCGAAUUCACUAUCAUUCACUGAGCUAUCUGCCGGGCAGUUAUUAGCUCAAGCCUCCGAAGCAUCAGACAAAGAAAGGCUGGGAUCAAAUUCUUCUCACGAUUUCGUCUCUCUUCCUCGCCAACCAAUCCUUGAGUCUCAUUUUAAGAGUUCGCUUUCACCAAACCUUGCGGACGGGUUACGAACAACGCAGACCACACCUUUUAAAGAGCUGGAGCUUAUUUUCGAAGGUGUUGAAAAUAACACGCUUGAAAUCGAGAAGCUGUUGAGCAAGGGCGACCUCCUACACGGGCUCGCACUUUCUGUGUUGUCCGACUCAGAAGGAAAACGAUCCCCAGUAAACCUGUCGCUCGACCGCUCAGACCUUUUCGAUAUCAGACCGAAGCUACUUUAUCCAGGAAGCAAGGCUUACUUAUUUGCGAAGGGUCGUCCUCUCGAUGCUUCAACGAUCCCUAUCAAGAUCACUGCUAUAGCACCUGGAUCCACUUCUACAAGAGAAUUAGCUUUUAUUAGUGUUUCGAGAGGACAGAAUUUCACUGAGAAUGUUGAGAGAGAGGACAUGAGCUCAGUCAUUGAGUACGAUCUGUUUAUCCCUGAGAAUGCUGAAUCAGGAUCUAUAGUAGGACAAAUAGAAGACGGAGAGUCGAAAAGAGUGGUUGGGCCGCCUGGACUAUUCUCCCUUCUUGGAUCGGAUCUGAUUCUCUCUUGUCCAGAUGAAGGCAGCUGUCUCGACUUUGAGCAACAGCCAACCCACUACGUACUACUCGUUGAUGCACAAGGGAAGAGGUCUUCAACAGCGUAUGUGAAGAUCAACGUACUAGACGUCAACGACAAUCGACCCCGUCUCCAAACUUCCGAUCAUUACAUCCGACUUUCCCAUAAUAGGCUUGUCAUGCCAUUCAUCGUACAGGUGCGAUUCUACUGGAUAUUCGCUUGUGAUUCCUAG